This is a messenger RNA of Anopheles funestus (African malaria mosquito), 1051 nucleotides long. RefSeq lists its product as uncharacterized. The record is from RefSeq and is a predicted model, not a curated record. Lineage: Eukaryota; Metazoa; Arthropoda; Insecta; Diptera; Culicidae. Bases 343 to 984 code for a protein of 213 amino acids. The transcript has 2 exons.
UUCACUUACUGAGUAUUACAAAUACUUCUUCUCUUAUUAUAAAUAAAAAAAAUGUCUAUUACAGCGGUCAAUGCUCUUACUUCAUCGUUCUACGCGCUCCAAAACUGGAGCAUUACCAAUAUUCAUUGCCGAAAUCACGCCGAGUCAGUACAAAAAGUGACAAAAUUAUCAUUGUUUUCUUCCUCACCGAUACGUCUCACCCUUUUGUGAAAUGUUUUACAUAUGUACGAAAAUAAUGUGACAUGAAAUCGGUAAUACUCUUCCGUAAUGUAUCUCACUUAUUUGGGCGUUUAUUUCACUGUGCUCCGUUGAACCGUAAAGAGGUGGCCUAGGUUAUCACAAAUGCAGCCCAAAUGCAUUAUUGUCACGUGCCUAACGAUUGUAUGGUCAGCAGAAGUGUUGUGUGGAGAAGUAGAAAAUCGUCACAAACGAACAUUGGUCUUCACAUCGGACAGUGCCACCGGGAUCCUAAUUGCACUUUCCGUACCGCUGCUUAUACCGGAUAGAAACAUCUUUUUGGCGUACAAUUUUGAAGCAAACUAUGGAAUGCCGGGAAAGGCGAGUGAUUUCACGCAAGGUGUGCUAAAGAAGGUGGACAACGAUCAGAUACAUCCGGCACCAGAAGGUGAAACCGAAUCGGAACGUACAGUACGUGGCACGGGGACAAGAUUUACCCGCAAACAGAUGUACCGCACGAUCGAACUUAAUUUGAACCGGUACGGUUACAAUGGAAAAAAGUGCAUCCUGCGAAUGAUUUGCGAGAUCGCAACGUAUCCGGUACGCGAUGCAAAUGGAAUGAUCGGUGAUCUUCUACAGCUUCUGUUUACGUAUGUAUUUUUUCAUUUUAAAAUUAACAUUACUACAUUAUUACAUUUCUCUAUUUUUAAUACUUUACAGACCAUCGGCAUCGAGUUACGAGGAAUUGCCGAGCGAGUUCUACACGGCGGAGGAAAAAGGACAUCUGGAGAACUGUGCCAAAUAUGAGAAAUACUGUCCAAAAAGUCCACUAGAUAAGAUAAGCUUAGUUUUAUGAAGCAAGUGUUUAAACAAU